AUGUUCAAAUUCACAUCUCUCCUGCUUUUGCUCCUCACACUCCUCGUGGCAUGUACCCACGCAACCCCACUCGUUGUCCGCGCCGACAGCAUCCAGUGCGAAACCAGCAGUGGCUCUCCUACCCACGAUGAUAUCAAAGCCGCCUUCGAGAAACUCCUCUCCUCCGGCAAAGACGGCAAGAUAUGCACAAAGACCCUUUUCAACGACAACCAAUGUGGUGUUGUCUCAUCGGCUGGUGGCUGCAAAAUAUCAUUCUGCGGCUUAUGGGAUGGCAGCAUAAGUUGCGAGCAAGCGGGAUUAGCAGCGAUGGAGAUCAUGAAUAAGUGCGAAAACACCGACCGUAAAGCGGGUGGGACCUAUACGUUUUCGGGGACCUCAAACUCAAUAAAGGUGCACAAAUAG
Messenger RNA from Morchella importuna, 402 nucleotides. RefSeq lists its product as uncharacterized. Bases 1 to 402 code for a protein of 133 amino acids. The record is from RefSeq and is a predicted model, not a curated record. Lineage: Eukaryota; Fungi; Ascomycota; Pezizomycetes; Pezizales; Morchellaceae. The transcript has a single exon.